This is a messenger RNA of Notothenia coriiceps (black rockcod), 2154 nucleotides long. RefSeq names its product dynamin 3a (gene dnm3a). The record is from RefSeq and is a predicted model, not a curated record. The coding region runs from base 400 to 2154 and encodes 584 amino acids. Gene Ontology annotation, cellular component: microtubule; cytoplasm; plasma membrane. Gene Ontology annotation, biological process: receptor internalization; synaptic vesicle budding from presynaptic endocytic zone membrane. The transcript has 15 exons. Gene Ontology annotation, molecular function: microtubule binding; GTP binding; GTPase activity. NCBI's taxonomy places the organism in Eukaryota, Metazoa, Chordata, Actinopteri, Perciformes, Nototheniidae.
CCCCUUAGCUGUCAGUAGAAAUGUUUUCCUCAUGUCCAUGGACCAAACUCGGUUUAGCGACCUGCGGCUAGCCACUUAAAUGUAUCCUCCAUUUAAGGGAAACAACUCACCACUAACUUUUGGAGUUUUAACCCAACAAAAAUGUCUAUAGCGAACUGUUUCCGGAGGAUUGGACACAAACUUGGACACUACUGUCGUUACCAGACGCACCCACGGUAACGUACUAUCAACAGCUAAAGUUACGGAGCUUUCAAAAGUUGGCACCGUCCUUUAAGUAGAGUUUUAUUUUUAGUCGUUGUACUUAUCUGUAUUAAAAAUAACUAUGGUCGCUACUUCAACGACGGGGGUAGCAUAGAAAAGGGGUGAAACAGGAAGGAGCCGCUGGGCUGCUCGGUUGCGAUGGGCAACCGCGGGAUGGAGGAUCUGAUCCCGCUGGUCAACCGCCUCCAGCACGCGCUGGGCUCCGCAGGGCAGAGCUGCAGCCUCCACCUGCCGCAGAUCGCUGUGGUGGGCGGCCAGAGCGCGGGCAAGAGCUCCGUCCUGGAGAACUUUGUGGGCAGAGACUUCCUUCCACGGGGUUCAGGAAUGGUCACACGCAGACCUUUAAUCCUCCAGCUGCUUACCGCUGACACUGAGCACGGUGAAUUUUUACAUUGUAAGGGAAAGAAGUUCACAGACUUUGAAGAGAUUUGCAGAGAGAUUGAGGCAGAGACACAAAGAAUCACAGGAUCAAAUAAAGGCAUCUCUCCUGUCCCCAUCAACCUACGGAUUUAUUCACCAAACGUGCUGAACCUGACUCUUGUAGACCUGCCUGGCAUCACCAAGGUGCCUGUAGGCGACCAGCCGGCAGACAUAGAGUACCAGAUACGAGACAUGAUCAUGCAGUACAUCUGUAAGGACAACUGUCUCAUCCUGGCUGUCACGCCUGCCAACACUGACCUGGCCAACUCUGAUGCACUCAAACUGGCCAAAGAUGUUGACCCACAGGGCCAGCGCACGAUUGGUGUAAUCACUAAGCUAGACCUGAUGGAUAAAGGAACAGAUGCCCGGAACAUUCUAGAGAACAGGUUGCUUCCCCUACGCAGAGGUUACAUAGGGGUGGUGAACCGCAGUCAGAAGGACGUUGUUGGGAAAAAGGAUAUUAAAGCAGCCCUGCUUGCAGAGAAGGAUUUCUUCUUGUCCCAUCCGUCCUACAAACACAUGGCUGAAAGCAUGGGCACCCCAUAUUUACAAAAAACACUUAACCAGCAACUGACAAACCACAUCAGGGAAAGUCUGCCAGCCUUCCGCAGUCACCUACAGAGCCAGCUUCUGAGCCUGAACAAAGAGGCUGAAGAGUUCAAACAGUUUAGUCCUGAUGACCCUGCUCGGAGGACCAAGACACUGCUACAGUUAGCUCAGCGCUUGGCUGUUGACUUUGAGAAGCUCAUCGAGGGCUCAGGGGACACAGUGGACACUGUCAAUCUGUCAGGAGGAGCUAAGAUCAACCGAAUCUUCCACGAGCGCUUUCCCUAUGAGCUGGUCCAGAUUGAGUCAGAUGAGAAGAAGCUGCGGCAAGAGAUCAACUAUGCCAUCAGAAAUAUCCACGGUGUCAGGACAGGUCUGUUCACUCCUGACAUGGCCUUUGAAGCAAUAGUGAAGAAACAGUUAUCAUGUUUAAAGAAGCCCUGCAUUACAUUUGUUGACAUGGUCAGUCAAGAACUAAUCUCCACUCUGUACCAGUGCAUCAACAAGCUCAGUUCUUUUCCCAAACUGCAAGAAGAAACGGAGAGACUUGUUACCACUGAAAUACGAGAGCAAGAGAGUAAAUGCAAAGAGCAGGUAUUGAUGUUAAUUGAAAUACAACUUGCCUAUAUAAAUACCAAACAUGAAGAUUUCAUUGGCUUUACCACAGCCCAGCAGACGAACAACCAAGCCAACAAGAAGACUAAUGCAGGGACGGCAGCAAACCAUGGUGUGGCCGCUCCUUCAAGACUAAUAGUCAUACGCAAGGGCUGGCUGACCAUCAGCAACCUCGGCAUCAUGAAAGGUGGAGCCAGAGAGUACUGGUUCAUCCUCAGCGCAGAGAGCCUGUCCUGGUUCAAGGAUGAUGAGGUGAGGCACUCACACGUGAACAAAUAUCACACCAAGACAACACAACAGUACACUAUUUAA